This is a messenger RNA of Blepharisma stoltei, 786 nucleotides long. NCBI's taxonomy places the organism in Eukaryota, Ciliophora, Heterotrichea, Heterotrichida, Blepharismidae. The record is from the annotation of a GenBank genome assembly.
AUGAACAAAAUUUGCUGUAAAAGCUGCAAGUCAUAUAUUUAUUCUCAAGUAAAAUUAGCUUAUUUUAAUAUUAAUUAUAGAAAAGUUCACUGAAUUCCCAGAGUACUAGCCCCUUCCUAACUCUUUCCCGCUUGGUUACCAGCUCGCAUUUCACGACAUCUUGAAGGUUUACUCUAGCCUGGCAAGUACCUGCACUUUUUGCUCGACAGUUGGAAGGGUUGUGCCAAUGUGCCAGGCAUUAAAAAAAGUUGCUCGUCAUGCAAAUUCAAAUCGGUUUAAUUUUUUUAGCGAAUCCUGCAACAAUGGAAAUCCAUUUUCCAAGGCGUAACUCCUGGCUUCACGCUGGUAAUAGUCCCGAUGGCCUACAAAAAUAACCACCUCUCUGAUCCAGGCUAAAACCCUGAUCUAUAUUAAGCUUGCAAUCGUUAAAACCGAAAUUGCGCUUAGUCUUAUCAGGUAAAACCUGGCGGUAUAAGCAUUCCCGAAUGCCAUUCUAUCUUACCCAAGGUCUUGUGCUCCCUUGCGGGCGUCAACUGUAGGAGUUAAGAAGAUGAGUAUCUCGCCCACACCAUUUUAAUGUGCCAAGAAAAAUUAGACAAAUUCCAGUGUCUUCCUUGCAAAUUAAAGAAAACUCCGUCAGUACUAAAGUGCACUGCAUGCAGAAAGAGCGAUGGUAUAAUGAUAAGAGCAAAUGGUGAAGAUUGAAUCCAUUAUAAUUGCAUGAUGGCUUUGAAGGACUUGCUCCAUAUGGAGAGAGAGCAAAAUAUUUUUAAAGAUUUAUGCUAA